Clunio marinus is the source of this 231-nucleotide messenger RNA. NCBI's taxonomy places the organism in Eukaryota, Metazoa, Arthropoda, Insecta, Diptera, Chironomidae. The record is from the annotation of a GenBank genome assembly.
AUGGAGUCAACGCUGCUUGCGGCUAAUGAAACGCUGAUUUCUUUAAAUUCAUCAAAUCACAUCAUUUGCAUCACUUUGCCACCUGAUAACAACAAUUUGCAACAGUUGAUGAAUGGAAUGGAAGGAGAAAUGAGAAAUCGUCUUCAACUGUUGAUCUUUGGGAAGAAGUCAAUUAAUCAUUUUCUGUUUUACGUGUUAUUGAGAUCGGUCGGUGAUGUUGAAUUGAAGUAA